AUGGCCGAAGUCGUGGUAUUCAAAGAGCUCUACAGCUGGCAGAGUGACCACGACCAAGCAGUGUUUGUCGACGGAGCUAACGAGGUGGUCAUAUAUCAGAGCGUCUACGACAAGAGCAUACGGGUGAUAGAUUCUGCUACGGAAAACACCAUCUUCAACAAUGCUAGGUACCAACGCCAAUACGCCGCCCCAUUGACCCUAACCCAGAUUUCCGAAGCCCCUUUGCGAGGUGAUCGCCUUCUCUGCAGAUGGCCGCUUGGUUCUGUACUGGCACAGCAACCCACUUGCUAUCGUAAGUUGGAGGUAAAUACGCGUCAAUUCCUUCAGGGGAUAGUUAAUGGGUUUGACGUCGACUCCGACGACAUACUCGUCGAUUGCACGCCGUACGAGGAGACGAUCGUGCUCAACAUUUUUUGGCUGGAAGGCGGCAACAGUGGCAAUUACGACUUCGCGGUUGUUUGCACCACCUGCAUUGAUAUCUACAGCUACAGUAGCAGUAACCAUGCCCUGCGUCGGGUAUGCAGCAAGCGCAUCAGCUGCACUGAUGUUUGGAACGACAUCAGUGGGACGCACGUGAUCGUGCUGAAGAGCAACCAGGUUCUCCAGCUCUACCGACUGAUGAACAAGGAGGUCAGAGCGGUGACCGACAUCGAGUUGGCCAUCAAAAGCGAGCACAAACUCCACAAAUCGUCGAUCAUUGUGGCCAGCAUAUACAAUGACACAUAUUGCAUCCACAAGGACGCCAACAAUGGCACCAUAUCGCUAAGAUCGCUGCGUAAUAGCAAGGCUGUAGACAUCGUGCUCGAACUGAGCUGCCAAGGAUGGCUGGAGGUUGCCAUCUUGGACAACAUCCUGCUUGCGUUAACUGGCGGGGGGGAGACGUAUCUCUUCGAUAUCGCAAUGAUGGAUAAAAAGGUGUUGGCGCGUGUCCCGCAAAGCAAGCCAGCCGUUGCGUCCAUGUCGAGCGACGUACAGGGUAGGCACGCUGCGUUGUCACCACAUAGUCAUGCAGCUUUCAUACCAAACGUGGUCGUCGAUUACUACGGAGGAUUCGCAUACAACAUUGCUAUCGAUCACAAUAUGCUAAUGCUGCUCCUUUCGCAGACAUACGCCGAUCCUCUUGUGGCAGGCUUCUACCAGCGCCGCAUCGGGGCUGUGCAGCGUGUUUUGGACAUUGUCAACAACGCCAUCGAAAACAAGAUGCGUGCAAACAAGCUUUUGGUCCUACUUUCUACGAUAGUAACACCGUACGCGAAGAUUCUCGUCGACUUGAACAAGUUAGGCACGAAAACCGAAAACAGCGUAGCCAUACCGUUGAAUCUCGUCGAGGAGUACAUCGGCCAGAGGUCUGUGGUCUCUGAGCACCGUUUCGCAAAAUCGAUCAUCUACGCCACAGUGGCCAAGGAGUGGAACCUUAAACCUGGAGAAAACAUCUUCGAUGCGGCCAUUGCGCUGCUUUGUCAUCACAGGCAAUUCGACCACAGCGUCCUGGUGAAUAUUCGCGAUGAACUGGAAAUACCACCGAACCCUACAAACAACUUCAUCCUCAAGAGCCGGCUUAUAUCCAAUACCAACGAAGAGAUCUCCUCCGACUUCCGUGACUAUGUGACGCUGCACGGGGCUGCCAUACCCACCAUUCACGACAGUUCGCUGCGGAAUCGCCCUUAUAUCCUUGUGGUUACUUUGUCAUACUUACGGGCGCUCGUCUCCCACAACCUGCAGCCUACCAGCAUCCUGCAGAUACUCCUUCUGGACAUCUGUGUGCUCUACAACAACAUCGAACUCGCAUUGCAGCUUAUCAGGUCUAAGAAUAUUCGGGAUUCCACCUACGUAUGUUAUCGCCUGCUCUACCUCUACGUGGUGCUCCGGGACCCAGCCAUGCGCCAGGUAUGCCUUGACAUGGCCAUUCGGCUGAAGCUCUAUGGUAUUUGCGUCAAGAUUGCUGUGAUCGAUCAAGACUACUACAACGCACUCGUGGUGAUGAAGGCGUACGGCGUCGCCUCGUUCCCACUGCAUCGCAUUCUUUACUGCGCUGCCAAAGACGUGGAAGCGCAGGAACGCAAGCCGCACCUAUGGCCGUCGAUGCUUGCGUUCAUCAAGUCCUGGGUAGAAGAGAGCGCCGCUAACAAUACAGCAUGUGCACCGCCGAAUUUACGCGGCUGCGAAAUGUGGCUGCCCAGCCUGUAA
Messenger RNA from Babesia ovata, 2187 nucleotides. RefSeq lists its product as uncharacterized. The record is from RefSeq and is a predicted model, not a curated record. The transcript has 7 exons. Gene Ontology annotation, biological process: regulation of autophagy. The coding region runs from base 1 to 2187 and encodes 728 amino acids. Lineage: Eukaryota; Apicomplexa; Aconoidasida; Piroplasmida; Babesiidae. Gene Ontology annotation, cellular component: lysosomal membrane; Mon1-Ccz1 complex; late endosome membrane.